AUGGAUCCCUCUGUCGCACAUCGCCCAUGGGAGGCAGUCUCAGGGCCUCAGUCUACUGCAGGCUCAACGCAAACCCUCCCUUCGAUCUCGACCCUCACCGCGAAUAUGCCUGGUACCGGAGCCUCGGCGGAGAAAUCCCCCGGGAACGGCUCACUGAACACGAUUGAGCGUGACUCGGGGAAUUGGUCAAUGCCGCAAAGCACAAGUAGGAGACCCUCACCUAGUACGGAAUGGGAGCGGCGCGGUGCUGACCAUGUAGGAUCGUCCACCUACUCCACGGCGACCAAUGGCACUGGCAACAAUUAUCCCUCGCUCAGCUUCAUAUCCGCGUCGCAACCUUCCCCGAAUCGCGGACAUCCGGCUGUCGAUCGCUCCCCUUACCCCCACGAUCAAUCCACCACACCGUCCUCCGCUGGCACUCAACAACCCUCUCCGAACUUCAGCCAGCCAACCUCCACACUUCCCUCCAUCAACCAGAACUACGAAGCUCCCUCCCAACGCACCAGUGUGGCCGAGACGACGGAAUCCCGGCGCAGCAGUGUUGACAGUCGCAUGAACCAAGGAAUCAGUUCUCUCGCCAUCAACCCUGCCUCGCCCUAUCACAGCACCAAUGCGUCCCAAUCGUCGAUCGUCUCCAGUCUCCAAAGGGAACGAGGGAUUCCGACCGACAUGAAUUCAUACCGGGGACCUCGGUACUCAGGAGGUAGCCAGCCACUCUCUCCAUUGGGCCCUCGCGCCACCGAUCAACAGCGUAGUUUCGCAGCCGGUCGCACUGCUCCGGCAAUUUCCUCGAAUCCUCGGUCGGAGAUUUACAAUGCUGAAGCACCCACGGCGGGUAUGGCAUAUGCCUUCCCAGACCCGGACAUGGCCCGCUCCAGCUCCGUCUCCUCGAAGGGAGAGUCCAAUCCCCCAUUCUCCCGAAAAGGAAGCAUGGCAGAGUCGAUGAAUAGCAUGUACUCGGAACGGAUGCCUCGAGGACAACAUGGUAUGCUCCCGCCACAAUACGACACCCACUGCACGCCCAAUACUAACAAUCUCCCAGACCUACCCCAAAAUGUACACCACCACCACUCCCUCCAACACAAGGCCGUGCGAGAGUUGAUCGGCGAAGAAGACGGACCGGCCGGCAGCACGCCGUACAGCCGUACGCCCGAACUACGCGUCACGCACAAACUCGCCGAGCGCAAACGGCGCAGCGAAAUGAAAGACUGCUUCGAAGCCCUCCGACUUCGUCUACCACCCGGUCAAACCAACAAAUCCAGCAAAUGGGAAACGCUCACCCGGGCAAUUGAUUAUAUCGCGAUGUUGGAGAAAACCGUGGCACAAUCCCAGCGCGACCGGGCGGUCAUGCAGUCGGAGAUGGAUGAGAUGCGCGCCCAACUCAACCAGCAAGCUAACGCCUCCCGGCCUCCAUCCAUCUUUGAGCACCACCAAAUGACCUCCAACCAGGUCAAUGGCCAGGGCCCUGUGUUUGGUGGGUUCGGCAAUGGCGUGACUCAGGAGCAGCCGCGGACGUUACCGCCCCUUAUGAAUGGCUCUAGUGCGGCUAUGCAGGGCAUUGAAUAUGAGCGGCGGUAG
Penicillium crustosum is the source of this 1578-nucleotide messenger RNA. RefSeq lists its product as uncharacterized. Gene Ontology annotation, biological process: positive regulation of transcription by RNA polymerase II. NCBI's taxonomy places the organism in Eukaryota, Fungi, Ascomycota, Eurotiomycetes, Eurotiales, Aspergillaceae. Gene Ontology annotation, cellular component: RNA polymerase II transcription regulator complex. The transcript has a single exon. The record is from RefSeq and is a predicted model, not a curated record. The coding region runs from base 1 to 1578 and encodes 525 amino acids. Gene Ontology annotation, molecular function: protein dimerization activity; DNA-binding transcription factor activity.